This is a messenger RNA of Laetiporus sulphureus 93-53, 1910 nucleotides long. RefSeq lists its product as uncharacterized. The transcript is spliced from 6 exons. The record is from RefSeq and is a predicted model, not a curated record. Gene Ontology annotation, molecular function: metal ion binding. Lineage: Eukaryota; Fungi; Basidiomycota; Agaricomycetes; Polyporales; Laetiporaceae. The coding region runs from base 100 to 1521 and encodes 473 amino acids.
CGCCGAACAGCGACUUCUAAUUAAAUAACACCUCGGCGCUGAGCAUCGCCUUACCCAAUUCCACACUUUGCUGCGAAUCACCUACUACCUCCAGACCCCAUGUCGACUGGAGGUCUGCCCCUCCUCAGUGGACCGCCGCCCGAAUAUAGUGGGAGCGAGCAGUCGUGCCGCAAAUGCGACAAAGAAUUCAACGUCGUCUUCACGCGCUCGCGCAAGUGCAACCACUGUGGAUACCUGUACUGCCAUUCAUGCACGGACUUCCAGGCGCUGAUGCCUCGCAGGAGCAGCGAGCCAGGUUUCGACGUCGCCUCCGUGUGCGGGUUCUGCAUUGACAACCUGACGAUCACUGCAGGUGGGAAGAGCUAUUUGCGAAAGCUCCCACUGCCAAAGCUGAAGAAAUACGCCGGCGACUACAACAUCAAGGUCAAUGGGGUUCUCGAGAAGGAUGAUCUGAUCGAUGCCAUCAUUGCAGCGAGGUCGCCAACCGGUUGUCUAUUCAGAGAGAAUGAAACCUUCUAUCGCAAGCAUUCCGUCCCAAGCCGCCGAAGCCGCCGGCCCCGCGGCAUCUUCGCCCGCGCCAUGGACGCGAUGGGUUCAGACCGCUCCUCGCCGCGAUCCCCGCCACAGGCCCAGCAGCGGCCCUACCAACCCCGCCAGCGCACGACCUCCGUCCCAAACAGCUUCCCCCGACCUGACCUUGACCCGCGCCGACAACAGCAACGACAGCCUCCACAACAACAGUAUCAACAGCCGCCAACGUAUCAGGGCGCCGGGCCGGGCCCGGCGCCUCCCCGCACGCCUCCCACCCGCCCGAGCGCCACUUCCGCGAAUGUGAACGCUCCCGCCACAGGGCGGACCCGCGCUUCCUCUGUGUCAUCCACGCCCCGUGGUGCCUCGCCUCCGCCGCCCACGCUCGACGAGCUACUGGCGAUGCCCGACGCGGAGCUCGCACACCUCUCGAUCUCGACGCUCAAGGCGGUCCUCUUCCAGAACCACGUGAACGCGCGGCUCGUCGUCGAGAAGGAAGAGCUCGUGAGUAAGGUGCGCACGCUGCUCGUGGAGGAGCGGCGUGAACGCGAGAGGCAUGCGCAUGACUUGGAGGUGGAGAGGUUGGCGGAGGAGGAGAGGCGCAGGGAGAUGGAGGAGGAGACGCGUAUGGAGGUCGACUCCGUUGGACCCGAGCCUGCGCCAGCUUCAUCGACAGGUGUUACUCGGCAACCCGACCAUGAAGCACAGGACGAAGUCAUGUCGCCACCUUCGCCGCCUCCCAAGCCUCCUGCCUCCUCUCCGCCCACGCCCGGCCUCUCUGCGCACGCGCAGGCCAUGGCCUCUCGGCUGGAGCGCACGGGCCUGUGCGUGAUCUGUCAGGAUGAAGACGCUAACAUCGCCAUCGUUGAUUGCGGACAUCUCUGCCUCUGCCGACCGUGCUCGGAGCUCAUCAUGAAUAGCACGCGGGAGUGUCCGCUUUGCCGCACGCGCAUCAUCACGGAGCAGCGGCUACUCCGAAUCUUCAAGACAUGAUUAUUCCUUUUACCGUUGUGAUUUCUUGUCGAUCUGCUCUGAUGUUUUGUGGGAUGGUUGAUCUGCUUUGCCUUGUACCAGGAUAAUGUGUAAUAAGGUGGUAGGGUCGGUGCCGGCAGCGCCCGCUACGACGAGCGCGGUUACUUUGCUAAUCGGCGCUUCAUGCGUUUCAAGCACCGGAAUUGAGUAACACCGCCUGUCGUGUAAUAAGAUUUGGUCUUCCUUACCGUGGUUUAUCUUUUGGAGAGAUGUGGCAUGAACAGGCUUGUCAUUUUUUUCAAAUCAUUUCGUUUGUCAGUCAUCGCCCUAGAAUUCGAAUUGUGUGCACGCCAAUUCCCAUAAUGGGCAGCUAGUUCGGUCACUUUUCAGUAAUAGAGGAGAUCGAAUAC